GAAUUGCAAAUGGUUGACAUGGAGCCUGCGGUAGACAAGCUUGAAGCCUUGGUAAUAUCAGCUUUUUUUUCUCUUACUUCCACUCGAUCCCUCUUGAAACACAAAUUUUAUGCUCAUUAUACUGUCAAUUCGCUUUCUGUUCCUCUGUGUUCUGUUAAUACAAAUACAAAAAGUUGUUUUUGCUUGAGACAGUUUUUGGCGCCAAAUACAAAAAAAUUUAAGUUGAAAAGUAAACGUGCCCUAAUAUACAUAUGGAUCCUUAUGGUUGCACUGGAGUCUUUCCUCCCGGAAAUUCUUUUCCUUGCUGGAAUUUAUGCAAAAGUAACAAUAAUUUGAACAGUUAAUUAAAACAUUCUGUUGUAAUCAAUGUAUUGUAUCAUCCCAAGAAAUGUACAAGCUGAAUGUAGCAAAUUUUGCUGCAUCUCUGAAUCUAAAUUAAAACAUUCUGCUGUAAUCAAUGUAUUGUAGUAUUGCAAGAAAUGGACAAGCUGAAUGUAGCAAAUUUUGCUUUAUUUCUGAAUCAGAAAUCUUCAAAAUUUGAAGGUUUUAUGUUCUGUUGUUUAUCCACUGUCAUCUAUGCUUUGUUAUACUUAUUAAUUUUUCAGUUUCAACACAUACAACAUAACCCGAAUUUUGCUUAAACAGUUGUCCUACAUUAUUUGAAUUAUUCUCAUUACUCUGUCAUUUUCAAGCAUCCAUUCUUGCACAUGUUUUUAAUUAUGUUAAACAAGACACUUCCAUCACCUAUAUCAUCAAUUUGUAUUGGUUGUCUUUCUCUGAAUUACACAGUUUCAGAAGGCUGAGUCAGACCUGAACUACAUCUCCCUCAGACUGGAGACAGAGUUCUCUCAGCAGUUUUCAGAAAGUUGUCAAGAUGAAGUAUGUUGAUGAUAUAACCUGUAAUCAAUUACAUUUACAGAGCUCAAACUAAUUUUCAGAUGGUGGCCGGACAUGAUGACUGGCCAGACAAAUUUUUGCUUAGUCAAGAUUCAUUUUCUGACCGGUCAAAAAAUUGGAACAAAAGUGAACUAAUCCUUUUGUAAUAUGAUCUUAAUGAAUGUGAUUGCAUAAGUUUUACAGAGAGACAAAAAUAUCUAAGAUUUACAGGUGAGGAUUUGGGUAUUUACUAAAGAAUAAGAGUUUGCAUCAUCUUUCCAUGUGACCAGCGAGUGGAGCUUUUGGCCUGUCAAGACCCCACUCUGGCUUGACAUUGUCAAUUGACCAGCCAGUACUCUAAGCCUUGCAUUUAUGUAGUUGAGGAUGUACAGUGUAACUGUGAUUAAACAUUAAUGAUUAAAGAUACAAUUUUGCAGAAUAUACUUAGAAAAAAUGUGCAGUCAAACAAAAAAACAACAACAACAACAACAAUAAAAAACAAGCACACCAAUAACAAUCAAACAGUACAGGGAAAAUGUCAGUCUGAUGAAAGAUCCUGUGCUGUGUGGAUGAUCUGAAUUAUAUACUGCCCACAGAACUAAGGCUGGGCUACAGUUUUCAUGCACUGAAAAUUUUGGGUUAAUUAAAGAUCAAGGAUUAACCUAGUUCUCAGAUAAACUGGGGGUACCUGGAUCACACUUCCUUGUGCCUAAGAUCUUCUGAGAAUCAAGCUGUUCUAACCUUAUGAAAUUAAUCCAUUUAAACAUUAUUGAAGCCUCAUCUUACAGUGAUAUCCCUUUCAAAGAUAUCAUAAUCUAAUUGAUUUGAUGAAUAUGAUGACACAUUUAUUUCAAAAUAUUUUGUAAUCUACUUCAGUCGAUCCUUUUUUUGAGGUAUUGGUUGCAGGAAGCAACUGAUUCAUUUCCUUUAAAGGUAUUAAGAUUUAAUGGUUUUAAUAUAUUAUUCAGCUGAAUCCCAUCAAACUGUUGAAGAGGAUAAAUCAAGCCAAACAACGAUUUAAGAGCCUUUCUGAAGAAGCAUCCUGCAUUUGCUCUAAACAGGAGGUACAGUCUUUGAAUACAGGGUGCAUUUGACUGAAAUAAUCCUAAUAGAAUUAGUAGACGCUCUUUUGAAAAAUAGGUCAAAGGGGGACGACCUCUCUCCAUGUAUGUCAUAUAUCAAUCGAAAGAAAAUUAUGAAAGAAAUAUAACUUCUUCAUAUUAAGUCUCGUGAUUGUUAGUACAGUGGUGUAACCUGGCAAAGUUUAGUAAAAAAAGUUGACCACUUCUGUACAUUCAGAGACAGUAACAGCUGGGUGACAUAUUUAAGUUUAUACCCCGAUAUAUAGUGCCCUCUGUUAAUAAUAUUUUUAUUUGUUUUGUAGCAAUAAAAUGGUAUGUUUGUAUUUUGAAAUUAUUCUAAGAUUGUCAAAGUAUAAAAUUUUGUUUAUAAAAAUUAAUUUACAUUUUUAUUUUUAGAGUCAAUGAUUGUCAAUGACACCAAAUAGUUACACUCAUCUUGUCAUCACUCAUCUUGUCUUCACCCAAAUCUUAAAAUUUUGGGUUAAAUAAGUGCAUGCUUGUAAUUUAUAUUGUGAUUGUUUUAAUAGGAAAUCAAAGACGUUCUUACGGAUCAAAUGCUGGCUUGCCAGGAUCUUUUACGUCAAUUGCAAAAGUGUGCUGGACUCUCAGUAGGUUUACUUAGUCUAACAUGUCAUCUAUUAUAAAAGAUUUUCAAAGGUUCAUUGAUACAAAAUUAUUUCAUAACUGAGAAACAGUAACACAGUGACUCAAUAUUAUUGUAACUAGUACAAUACUUUAAAUUUCAAUUUCUAGAAAAAGGUAUAAAUUUUUUAACUCUUUCUUACUCUUUUGCCUUAUCAGGUUUUAGAUUCAAACGCUGAUGAGCAGUUUUUGAGAGCACUAGAAACACGUUUAAGAAUAGGUAUGUAAAUGCAGAAAUCAAACUGAUAUGUACCAAGUCUUGUAGUCUUUGCCAUUUGUCUUUGAUCAAUUUAAGAUUUCAUGUUGUUUAAAUAGACACAACAAGUUCAGAACAGAGUGUCCAUGAUGAAGACAAAGAGAACAAUACAUCCGUUGAUCAAACUAGAGGAAAACAACCUCAACUAGGUACUGCAGUUUUUAUACAAAACCAUGUACAUGCAAGAGAUACAAAUUAAUGUAAAAUACAAUUGAUGCAUCUAUCAGUUUUUAAAAUCUUAACACUCAAUAACUUUGUUAAUAUACACGAAUCAUUUUGUUUCAGAAACUGUUACAAAACCUGUUUCAAGAGGAAGAAAGGAAUUUAUUGCAAUAGAUGAAAAAGAAUUUCUGUCAGUGUCAGACCUUGUGCGAGGCCGAGUGAAACUGGCAGAUGUCAACAAGGUAUAGGUAUCUAGCUGAUGAAUGGUUUCAUAUGCCAAACUGGAAUAUCUUAUUGGUACUUAAUUUUGUGAUUUUGGAGAGGCAGUAUUUUGCAGGGUUUUAUUUUUGCGAUUAAAGCGUUCUCAACUUCAUUUUAUUUUUUGAAAAGUCUGAGCUUUUAGAUAAACUGGAACAUGAAGAUUAUAGCUAGAUUCUAUACUUCAUGUGAAAUCUUAGUUUAUAAAUUAAUGUUUUUUCACAACAGAAGAUACAGAAUGAAACUUGCCAGGCAAAUCACUAAAUAAUUUGUGAAUUUGUUGAUACAUAAUUAUCAUGGUGUUGUUAUUAAAUGUAGAUUAUUUUUUUCUGUGAUUGAAUUUUAUAUGGGUAUUAAAAUUCGCGUGUUUAAAUUUCAUGGGGAUUCUUAUUUUCCGGUCUUUAAUUUUGCAAUUUUUUUACAAUCGCCAAAAAGGUUAACUUUAACUUUGCUUGAAACAAGACACCUCUAAAUUCUCAUUAAUGACCCCCCAAAACAAGAAAUAUUCAUGCUAUAAAUUCAUUAAAUCAAGGGUUGAUUAUUCUGUCAUGUACUUAUAGAGAUUUGCAAUUUUACUAUUUUAGGUUUACGAGGUCCUUUUUCAACAUUUUAAGAAAAACAAAAACAGGUACAUGUAUUGCUGUGUGUGUUUUGGUCAACACAGCACUGUUACUAAAUAUGAUAGUUUUUACAAUGAACAUGUAACAUCAUUACACACAUUGAUUUCCAAGUUACAGUACUGAAUAUAUUAUUCGUAUUAUUUACAAUAUUAAUAUUAAUAUUUUAUAUUUCUCACCAAACAAAUUGACUGAUUUUUUCUCCAUUUUGAAUAAUCAGUUCUAGUCUCACUCCUAAAGAAAUGACAAAAAUGGGGCUCAAGGUAACUGGUGCAACUGGAGAAGCAAAAUUAAAGGUAAUCUUUUUCUGCCUGGCUUGCUGAAUGAAUAGAAAUUAAUGCAAAGUUCCAGAAAAUAACCACUGAUACCUCCCCAUGACCGUCUAACCCUCUAGAAAUUACCAUCUUUUUGGUCUUUGAGACCCCUUCCUCCUCCUUCCAAUUCCUUACGUGGGGUGAGUAUUUGGUGAUUUAAUUUACAGCACAUUUUUAUAUCUUUGGCAAACAAUUAAUGAUACGUCAAAGCUUAUCAUUAUGUGAGAAUCAAUUUGAGAAUGAUACUUUUUUGCCUAUUUUUAUUCAGCUAUGAUACAGAUCGGUAGGGAUUGCAUGCUACGCCUGUUAUGUGUAGAUAUGCCAUUUAUACCAAAAUUAAUAUGACUGUGUGAAUACUGGUUGUAUUCAUGCGCACUUGGUUUUGUUAAAAUGGUCGUCUCUUCUUACUCUAAUAUGUAUUUAUUUAAUAAGUGUAUUAUGUGUGACCCAGUAUUUUUCAUGUGGCCCUUCUAAAAAUGUGUAAGUUAACAUCAGGCCCCAGUUGUUCAAACGCUGGAUAGUGCUAUCCACUGGAUAAAUCACUAUCCAGCAGAUAAGUAUUUAGGAAACCAAUAAUUAUUAUUAUUAUUGGUUUCCUAACUGGUUUCCCAAAUACUUAUCCGCUGCCUUAUCCAUUGGAUAGAGAUUUAUCCAUCGGAUAGUGCUAGCCACCUUUUGAACACCUGGGACCAGAAGGUUCUGAGAAACACAGCUGGCAGCUAGAGGUUACCCUGAGUGCAGUGGUUUCUCUUGACUGGAUGUUAAGUCUGGCCUGGAGAAACCACUGCUUGCUGUGUAGCUAGAGGUUUGCAAACCAUUUGGCUAGGGUGACCAGGAGUAAAAAUUAUCCAGCUAAAGGUCAGUGCCAGACUACCAUAUUGCAAGUCCACUGACCACUCUGAUCACUUGGCCAUACAGCUGAAUUCUUCCUCAGUGAGAUAUGAAUCAUUAGAAGGCACAUUAAAUCCUUAACCUUUACUAUGGGAAAAUCAGAGUUUCAAAAUCAUUAAAGAUAAUUAUUUAACACUGUGGCCAAAAUGGGCUUGGCAUGCAGCAAAAUUCAACUAUUUGUGACAAACUUUUUUACAAUGAGAUCAACAAUAUUAUUGUCGUCAAAGGCCUUUUGGCCUGGAGGUACAUGUAAUGAAAAGUAAUGAUCAUAGCGUUAUUUUUUGUCUCUGCUGGUUUUAUUUUUCAGGUUCUCAGAGCAUUGAAAGUCAUUGAGAUAAACAACAAGGGGGCUGUAAAGAUGGCAUGA
This is a messenger RNA of Porites evermanni, 5465 nucleotides long. Lineage: Eukaryota; Metazoa; Cnidaria; Anthozoa; Scleractinia; Poritidae. The record is from the annotation of a GenBank genome assembly.